CGGUUGGUACGGUUCAAUAAUACCAUAGUCAUACUUGCAUGUUCAUUGGUGAGGUCCAAACCAUUCUCAAAACUGAUUGGUGUAUACACCGGCUGUCAAAAGAUGUGUGUGUUCAUGUUGUGUACCUCGUUGCCUUUUGUAGUGUGUUGCUAGUGGUUGGUGAUUGUUAUUAAGAAAUUAGCAACUAAAAGUGAUUUUGUGCAUUUUCCUUGUGGAAUUAAUGAAUACCAUUUGUACAAAAUAAUAAUGUAAUCUCUAAGUCACAAGAAAUUUCUAAGUGAAUAAAAUAAUAAAACAAUAUUGUACUUUCUUGUACAACAAUAUAAAAAGGUUUUUGAAGGUUAUCGAUCAGAUCUUAUCAAAAAAGGGAAUUAUACAUUAUAAUUAGCAAAGUAUGUAAGCUUGUCAAUAACUCCUACAAUUUAUUUUGAAUGAAGUAGGCUGUUUUAAAAUUGAUAACAUCUAAGACCAAAGGGUUUAGAAUAUCACAAUUUAAUUUAUUAUGACAAUAAAAUAUAAUUCAGGUAAAUUAGAAACACCUAUUAGGUGGAAUUACAAACAUUAAAAUUAUUGAAUUAUAAUUAAAAAAGGUAAAUUAAUAAGAUCAUGGCUGUUGGUUUAUAGAAAUAAAUGUAUAGAAUUAUAUCUGUUUAUAUAUAAAAUAUGACAUUUGAAUCUAGGGCCUCUCAUAUUUUGGGAACAUAGCCUAUUUAAAAAUAUUUGUCAGGACAACUUUUAGAAACCAUUUUACUUACCAGUGUGCCAUAAAAUGUUUGCUAAGUUAAAACAGUCAUGCAUUUUAUACAAAUUAAAUUAACCUAUGCAUCGUUAUUGAAUGAACAAUUUUAAAAAGUCUCAAACUUCUGAAGUGCUAUAUAUGGUUGAGUAACAUUUUAAACAGAUUCAGGCUUAAAACCAAUUUAAGAAAGUAUUUGAUCUCUGUAUAACAAUUAUUAAUGUUUAGCAGCAAUGUUACCAGUUAAUGUGGCCUAUCCAACAAUUGCUGUGUUUUUGUCUGAGCAUAAGCUGUGAUAUUGACGAAGAGUUUGGAAUGUACAAGAGCGAUGUCUAUGAGCAACGGUAGCCCAAAUUACACUGGAGCAAGUUCUACAACCAUGGGCGUCCCUUACCAAACACGAAUCCCUGCGACAGGAAAUGGGGACAUUUUAGACGAGUGGCCUAAUAGUACAAUCAAUGUGUCAUUAAUAUCUUCAGUGUUCGGUGUAACUUACUGCACUCACUGGGGACCGGUGAAUCACGGUUAUUUCCAACUAGCCAACACCUUCUUUUUCCUUUCUUAUCUUGCGCCAAAUGGAUUGUACGGUAUCUUGUACUUAAGAUGUACUCUAUUAGUGGGCUGUGCUUUUUUCGCCCUUUGGGGAUGGGCAGUGCUAUGUUCGUUUGAUGCAUUUCUGUGGAACGCAAAUUUUGUUGCUAUAAACUUUAUACAUGUGUGCAUUCUGCUGUACCACCUAAGGCCGAUUAAGUUCACAAAAGAAGUUGAAGAGGUGUACCAGGCCCUGUUCAGACCGCUCAAGGUCACCAGGCACCAAUUUAAGAAGGUGCUGGACUGUAUGAAGAUGAUUCGUCAGCUCAAGUACCAAGAGGUCUACGCACAAGAGAAAGUUACCAAAGUCGACAGUUUAUCUUUGGUCCUUUCUGGCAAGCUGGUCGUAUCGCAGAACGGCCGUGCUCUCCACAUCGUGUUCCCCCACCAGUUCCUUGACUCUCCAGAGUGGUUCGGAGUGUCUACCGAUGAGUAUUUUCAGGUGUCGGUGACAGCGAUGGAGGAUUCCCGAGUGCUGUUAUGGCACAGAGAUAAACUCAAGUUGUCCAUCAUCACUGACCAGUUCCUGCAGGCUGUCUUUGACCACAUCCUCGGCCGUGAUGUUGUAAAGAAGCUUAUGCAGAUGCCUGUCCUCGCGUCUGCGUCUUUAAGUGAGGUUAGCGAGACCAUGUCCGCAGCCAACAGUCACAAUGGUCACCUGGCCAGUGUAGACGAUGCAGACGACAAGCCGAUGUUGAUCGUCAAGAAGACAGGUGAUGGACCAGGCAUCACUGCCCUCAUCAAUCGCCAGCUGCAAGAUCACUCUGAGCAUGCACCUUUGAUACGUAGAGUGUGCCAUGAACGUAGCCUAGAAAUGGUUAAUCUGGCCCUUCACAAUCCUGUGUCCUAAUGUUGGCAGCAAACGACCCAAACGCUUGGCGACUGGGGCGCAUUGAAGAGACAGACCACGAGACGCCCGUUUGACUCAAUAGUCUGGGACCCUCUCGGAACCCCUGUCUGAACAAUGUUUCUAAAUUUUGAAUAGAUCUCUGUAUUUAUGUGAAAACCGUGUAAAUUAUACUCAAAGAUGAUAUUUUUACUUUAUUUCAAUUUGUGAUAUAAACGUACUUAAGUUAAUAUAUUUAUGUAUCAGAUGUUUUUCAUGUGUUGGUUUACAAGGUGUAUAUGUUGUACCUGUACGGUGUAUUAUUCUGAUGUGCAAUUUUCUUUCUAUUGAUUGUUGAACAAUCUGUAAAACCUGAUGAGAAUUAGUUCUUAGUAAGAAACAUGACAUGUUGUAUAAUAGCAUGACAGUUGGAAUUCUCUGUUGUACAGACGGAUGUCUACAGGUAAUUAAAACUACUAGCUUCUAAAUAUAAGUGGUUCUUAACUAGCAUGGUUAAAAAAUUAAUUUUCAUUCUUCAUAUUACUGUAAUAUUAUAAUUUGUAGUAAUCCAUUAACAACUUUAAAGUGUAACAAUAGUUGUAUUAGUUAAUGUUAGUUUUGGUUGAUUUAUAAAAUGUUACAACAUUUAAAACUGCUUAUUAUACGGAACUUUUGAUACAUGUAGCAUUAUAAAAAAUUUACAAAAUUUUAUAAGUUACGUUGGGUUUGUGAUUUUUGAUAUGGUGUUUUGUGUAAAGUAAAAGGAAAUAAUGGUUUCAUUUUUCA
This is a messenger RNA of Homalodisca vitripennis (glassy-winged sharpshooter), 2939 nucleotides long. Its product is annotated as popeye domain-containing protein 3-like. NCBI's taxonomy places the organism in Eukaryota, Metazoa, Arthropoda, Insecta, Hemiptera, Cicadellidae. Gene Ontology annotation, molecular function: cAMP binding. The transcript has 8 exons. The record is from RefSeq and is a predicted model, not a curated record. The coding region runs from base 1065 to 2177 and encodes 370 amino acids. Gene Ontology annotation, cellular component: sarcolemma.